AUGGCCACUCUACAGCGCAUGCAAACAGAUCCUCCAGCCGGAGUCUCCGCGUCUCCGAUAGCAGACAAUGUGAUGACAUGGAACGCGGUCAUAAUCGGUCCAGCUGACACGCCCUUUGAAGAUGGCACAUUCCGCCUGGUCAUGCAGUUUGAAGAGGCUUAUCCGAACAAGCCACCGGGCGUGAAAUUCGUGUCUCAAAUGUUUCAUCCCAACGUCUACGGCACGGGCGAGUUGUGUCUUGAUAUCCUGCAGAACCGAUGGUCGCCCACUUAUGAUGUCGCCGCCAUCUUGACGAGUAUUCAGUCCCUCCUAAACGAUCCCAAUACGUCGUCUCCCGCCAACGUCGAAGCGAGCAAUCUCUACAAGGACAACAGGAAGGAAUAUGUCAAGAGGGUGCGCGAGACGGUGGAGAAGAGUUGGGAGGAUUGA
Molecule: messenger RNA, 429 nt
Organism: Exophiala spinifera
Lineage: Eukaryota; Fungi; Ascomycota; Eurotiomycetes; Chaetothyriales; Herpotrichiellaceae
Product: ubiquitin-conjugating enzyme E2 2
Exons: 2
Coding region: 1-429 (142 amino acids)
Biological process (GO): proteasome-mediated ubiquitin-dependent protein catabolic process; DNA repair; protein polyubiquitination
Cellular component (GO): HULC complex
Molecular function (GO): ubiquitin conjugating enzyme activity
Source: RefSeq, a predicted model, not a curated record